CCUUAAUAAUAAGGCAUAAAUAAUUAUGUAGCACAGAAUUGCCCUUCAGCCUUCUCUCUCUUCCAACCCAUGUGAGAGAUAGAACCAUUCCGAAAGUCGCGGCGGAAGAAGUAUGAGGGUUCAUUACAUGAUAGGUCAGAGACAACAAGGGUUAUUUUAGUCAUGGCAGAUUUCGAUCUUGCUACGAGCUUCAUUCCCUCGUUAUAUAAACCCGCGUCACUACUGCCCAUAGCAAAACAUCGUGAGAGACUUCUUUAUACCAUUGAAACCCAUGCGGUUACUAUAGUGGUUGGCCAGACCGGGUGCGGUAAAAGCACCCAGCUGCCUCAGUUUUUAGAAAAGGCUGGGUGGUGUUCUGAAGGCAAGGCUAUUGCUAUUACUCAGGCGAGUUUCUCUACCCGCAUUUGAGGCAUCGAAGCUAACUGCAAGAUAGCCUCGAAGAGUAGCUGCUACGACAGUUGCCACAAGAGUCGCUGAAGAGUUCGGAUGUACCCUCGGGCAGGAAGUUGGCUAUUCGAUCCGUUUCGAGGAUGUGACUUCAGCGGCCACAAAUAUCAAGUUCCUAACGGAUGGGCUUCUGCUUCGAGAGGCAUUGGUGGACCCAUUAUUAUCUCGAUAUUCCGUUAUCAUGGUCGAUGAAGCUCACGAAAGAUCUCUCAGUACAGAUGUUUUAUUGGGGGUUCUACGGAAAAUCCAUAACAGGAGGCCGGAGCUGAGAAUCAUCGUGAGCAGCGCUACACUUCAAGCAGAAGAGUUCCUCACCUUCUUUACUGCCGAAGACAGUGCCACCACGAAGGAUUCAAAUGGGACAGAAAGCGGCAAAGAUGCGGGCGCAAUUGUUAGUCUGGAAGGCAGGAUGUAUCCAGUGGACAUUCUCUACACGGAGUCGCCCGCAGAGGACUAUUUAGAGAUGGCAAUCCAAACAGUCUUCGACAUUCACACGAAAGAGCCAAAAGGAGAUAUCUUAGUCUUCCUGACAGGCCGCGAAGAGAUUGAUAAGGCUGUGCAAGCAAUCUCAGGACGAUCAGCGCAACUGCACCCCCGCGCAGAGACAAUGAUGGCCCUUCCCCUGUACGCCGGUCUUUCUACAGACCAGCAAAUGUACGUCUUCGAGCCAGCACCCGAAAACACACGCAAAGUUAUCUUCUCCACAAACAUAGCCGAAGCAUCCGUAACAAUCGACGGCAUCAUCUACGUAGUCGACAGUGGCUUCGUCAAACUCCGCGCCUUCAACCCCAUGACCAGCAUCGAAACUCUCACCGCAACUCCCAUUUCAAAAGCCUCAGCAACACAGCGAGCCGGGCGAGCAGGCCGCACAAAACCAGGGAAAUGCUUCCGUCUCUACACCGAAUCCGAUUACACCUCUCUCCCCCAAUCCAGCAUCCCCGAGAUCCAACGUUCAAACCUCGCACCUGUCAUCCUCCAGCUCAAGGCCCUAGGCAUUGACAACAUCGCGCGCUUCGGCUUCUUCACCUCUCCCCCCGCAGAACUCGUUAUUCGCGCCCUCGAACUCCUCUACUCCCUGGGCGCGCUCGAUACAUACGCCAAGCUCACCCGUCCCCUGGGCGUGCGAAUGGCCGAGCUUGCUAUAGAACCCAUGCUUUCAAAAGCCCUUCUCAGCGCAUCAUCAUUCAAUGUACUAAGUGAGAUGCUCACCAUAGCCGCCAUGACGAGUCUCGGCGGCAGCGUAUGGAUCGAGCACUCCGACGAGCGCAAACGGCUCGAGAUGACGCGACGGAAAUUCGCAGCUGAAGAAGGCGACCACCUCACGCUGCUUAAUGUGUAUCAAGCGUUCAUCACUACGGGAAAGAAGGAUGUGAAGUUCUGCCGCGACAAUUCGCUGAAUUUCAAGAGCAUGACCAGAGCGGUGAGCGUGCGGGGACAGCUGAAGCGGAUGCUCGAGCGCUUUGGAAUCGCUGUGGAUGAGACGUUGAGUAGGAAUGCGAAUAAACAAGCGUUAGGUGCAGGUGGUAUGGAUAAGGGAGAGGCGAUACGGCGAUGCUUGACGACGGGAUUCUUUGCGCAUGCGGCGAAGAUGCAGCCGGAUGGGACGUUUAGGAAUGUAGCUGGGGGGACGGUGUUGCAUGCGCAUCCGAGCUCGUUGAUGUUUAAUCGGAAGGCGGGGUGGGUUGUUUUUCAGGAGGUUAUGGAGGUGGGGGGGAAGACGUAUGUUAGGGAGGUUACGAAGAUUGAGAAGGAUUGGUUGGUGGAGUAUGCGCCGGAGUUUUAUAAGGCGAAGUGAGGGUGAUGGGAGUGGGGUUGGGAAGCAUUAUGCUGGGAGUUUGGGGAAAUGGAUAUCGUAGAAUACUGAUAUAGGCUUGACAUGAACCCAUCUAUAUAAACCGAAUAUGCUAAAUCUUAAUUGUCAAUUAAAUUGUGGUGGAGCAAUUUAAAUUCGCAGUAUAUAAUUUUAUAUCAGCACAAGAAAAUAAAUAUAAUGAAGC
Messenger RNA from Pseudogymnoascus destructans, 2444 nucleotides. RefSeq lists its product as uncharacterized. Gene Ontology annotation, molecular function: RNA binding. Lineage: Eukaryota; Fungi; Ascomycota; Leotiomycetes; Thelebolales; Thelebolaceae. The record is from RefSeq and is a predicted model, not a curated record. The transcript has a single exon. Gene Ontology annotation, cellular component: catalytic step 2 spliceosome; intracellular anatomical structure. The coding region runs from base 629 to 2242 and encodes 537 amino acids.